Molecule: messenger RNA, 3057 nt
Organism: Saccoglossus kowalevskii
Lineage: Eukaryota; Metazoa; Hemichordata; Enteropneusta; Harrimaniidae
Molecular function (GO): endopeptidase activity; signaling receptor binding
Source: RefSeq, a predicted model, not a curated record
AUGGCAACUGCGUGCUGGACACAAGUAUGGAAGUCGCUUACUCCUUGCACAAAUGGCUUGAAAUCCGUCAUCUCAUCUUUUCACAUUCUUUCAACUGAAACUUUGCAAGUGAAAUCUGCCGUUAAAGACUACAGGGCUGGGUCAAGACAGGGACAGGGAAGAAGUUCAAACUUCGUAGUAUUAGCAAUAUGUUCAGCAGUUGUUGGACUAGCUGUUAUUAUACUUGUCACGACGCUUGUACUGGUAUUACGGCCCAAAAAUAACCCCUUACAGUGUUUUGAAGAGGACGAUGAAAGCGAUUACCGUGGUCUGGUAAACAUGACACAAGAUGGAGAUAACUGCGGUUCAUGGACAGAUCAAACAGUUCACGAACACACACGUACACCUGAGAAAUAUCCUAACAGUGGACUUGGAGACCACAACUACUGCCGAAACCCUGAUGGGGAUGUUGGUGCGUGGUGCUACACGACUAAACUUGAUAAGCGAUGGGCUUAUUGUGAUGUCGGAAAACCAAGUGAUGAUUGCAGUGUAACAACACAAGAAUCCGCGACAACCUCUUCGCCAGGCCCACCAGGUGUUACAACACUGCAAACAACUGAAACAGAUUUCACAACAGCCGGAACAACUGAAUCAAGUUUUCCAACGCAAACGACAACUGAUGGAAGUUAUACAAUUUGGGAAACUACUGAUUCAACAUUAAAUACAGAAAAUUGCUCAAACUUUCUGGUGAUAGCUAGUUGUAUUGCUGCUGUUGGUGUAGCUAUAGCUUUUCUGGCUGUAACCCUGGUGCUGGUAUUUAAGGACACGGAUGAACCAGUUGAAAUAUCGGAAUGCUUUGAAGCGGAAGACGGAAGUGAUUACCGCGGUAUAGUCAACAUAACGAAAGAUGGGGAAAACUGUUCCGUUUGGAUAGAUCAAACAAUACAUUAUCACUCUCGAACGCCACGCAAUUUUCCAUUUGGUGGCCUUGGAGACCACAACUACUGUCGCAACCCUGAUGGGGAUGAUGGGGUGUGGUGCUAUACGACAAACCCUGAAGUUAGAUGGGAUUACUGUUAUGUAGGAGAGCCCCGUGAAGAUUGCAGUGUAAUAACAGUGGCACCUACGACAUCUCUCCCAUCAAUUCCAUCGGGUGAAUGCUAUACUGACUUUAAUGGCACUGACUACAGAGGAGCCGUCAACACCACGACUAAUGGAACUGAAUGUCAGAAAUGGACAUCACUGACCCCGCAUAAUCACUCAGAUACACCUAGCGAACACACAGAAACGGGUCUUGGAAAUCACAAUUUCUGUCGAAACCCAGACAACAGCGAUGGAGCAUGGUGUUACACCACUGAUCCUGGUAUUCGUGUUGGUAAAUGUGAUAUUGGCGUUCCCAGCAUUUUUUGGGUUACAACAGCUUCACCAGAUGUUAAUACAACGCAGGGAGGUACUGAAUCACCUGAUACCUUGACAACAUUAUCACUAGAUGAGUGCUUCAAGGAAUCUGACGCAAGUGACUACCGUGGAAAAGUGAGCACUACUAUCAGUGGCAAAACAUGUCAGAAAUGGACAGACCAAACGCCUCACUCUCAUACAAGAACUCCUGCUAACUUCCCCACCGCUGGUCUGGGAAACCACAACUAUUGUCGAAACCCGGAUGAAAAAGUACAGACAUGGUGCUACACCACGACUCCCAGCAAACGUUGGGAACUAUGUUAUGUUGGAGAACCAUAUGACAAUUGUACAUAUUUCGUCUCACUAGAAACAAUCCUCUCGUUCAACGAAGUUCUCCCACUGUCCCUGAAGCGUAUUAUAGAUUUAGUAUGCAGAAGUGGAAAUAUUUUACUCGAUGCCUGUUCAGUCAAGAUACAGGAAAGACGUUUUAAUGUCAUAUUGUUAUCAUUGUAUGGAUGUUUUAUUGGAAUAGUUAUUGCUUUGUUUGUUGCUACCGUUGUGAUGAAUUUUCAUGACCCAGUCUAUUUAUUAGCUAUGACUACUACUCUUUACAACGAGGAAACUAUUAUACCAUCAAAUUAUCAUAAAGUUACAACACUUCUUCAUGAUAACUCGCCAACUCCAACAGACAUCUACUGUUGUUCCCACUGUGAUAUAUACUACGUUUGUGGAAAUUGCUCAAAUUUUCUGGUGAUAGCUGUUUGUAUUGCUGCUGUUGGUGUAGCUAUAGCUUUACUGGUUGUAAUCCUGGUGCUGGUAUUUCGGGACACGGAUCAACCAGUUGAAAUAUCGGAAUGCUAUGAAGAGAAAGACGGAAGUGAUUACCGCGGUGUAGUAAACAUAACGAAAGAUGGGGAAAACUGCGCCGUGUGGAUAGAUCAAACAAUACACUACCACUCUCGAACGCCACGCAAUUUUCCAUUUGGUGGCCUUGGUGACCACAACUACUGUCGCAACCCUGAUGGGGAUGAUGGGGUGUGGUGCUAUACGACUAACCCUGAAGUUAGAUGGAAUUACUGUUAUGUAGGAGAGCCCCGUGAAGAUUGCAGUGUAACAACAGUGGCACCUACGACAUCUCUCCCAUCAAUUCCAGCGGGUGAAUGCUAUACAGACUUUAAUGGCACCGACUACAGAGGAGCCGUUAACACCACGACUGAUGGAACUGAAUGUCAGAAAUGGACAUCACUGACCCCGCAUAAUCACUCAGAUACACCUAGCGAAAACCCAGGAACGGGUCUUGGAGAUCACAAUUUCUGUCGAAACCCAGACAACAGUGAUGGAGCAUGGUGUUACACUACUGAUCCUAGUAUUCGUGUUGGUAAAUGUGAUAUUGGAGUUCCCAGCGAUUUUUGCGAUGAGUGCUUCAAGGAACCCGAUGUAAGUGACUACCGUGGAAAAGUGAGCACUACUAUCAGUGGCAAAACAUGUCAGAAAUGGACAGACCAAACGCCUCACUCUCACACAAGAACUCCUGCUAACUUCCCCACCGCUGGUCUGGGAAACCACAACUAUUGUCGAAACCCCGAUGCAGAAGUACAGACAUGGUGCUACACCACGACUCCCAGUAAACGUUGGGAACUAUGUUAUGUUGGAGAACCAUAUGACAAUUGUAGUACGUAA